UAAUUUGUUGAUUAUUGCAAUAUAAAUUAGUGGAUCACCUACAUAUCAAGUGCUUUAAUAAUCGGUCGGUUUAUUAAAAGGAGAUAACGUGCUUGUCACUUUGAUACACUUUUGAUCUUGGUGAAAUUAAGCUGUGGAUCUUCUAUACUUUACAUUUUUCCUUGUGUAUCUCCAAAUAUUUAGAACAUUAACGAGAAUGUUGAAGUACGAGAAUGAUGGUGAUACGGUUGAAGAUAUCAGUGACGGUUCAGAUGAUUAUAGCGAUAAAAGUGCCUUAAUACCAUCAAGCAGUGGAAGCGGCAAAUCAUAUGGAACUGAUAAUAAUGAUACAGCAAUUUCAAUAGAAGACCGAAUUGUCUAUUCUUGGAAGGAAAUUGAUGUUUAUGGAGAACAAAAAGUGCAAGCGUCAUUUUGGAAGCGAAUGAAGAAAAAGUUUUGCUGCUGUUGUACCGGAAAUGGCAAGGAAUUUAUAACAAGGAAACAUCUUCUCAAAAACAUAAGUGGUGUUGCAUACAGUGGCGAACUUUUAGCAGUUUUGGGGGCUAGUGGAGCUGGAAAGACCACUUUAAUGAAUUCUUUAUGCUUCAGGUCUCCGCCGGGAGUUAAAAUCUCUCCAUCAUCUAUUCGAACAAUUAAUGGAGUUCCAGUUGACCCUGAAACUAUUCGUUCUCAAAGUGCUUAUGUCCAACAAGAUGAUCUUUUCAUUGCUUCUUUGACUGCUAAGGAACAUUUGACUUUCCAAGCAAUGUUAAGAAUGGGACGAGAAGUUCCACAGUCACAAAAAAUGGCUCGCGUUAGUGAAGUUAUUAAUGAGUUGAGUUUGAGAAAAUGUGCAAACACAAUCAUUGGAAGUCCUGGACGAAUUAAAGGUAUUUCAGGAGGUGAACGUAAACGUUUAUCAUUUGCUUCUGAAACAUUGACUGAUCCUCUUAUACUUUUCUGUGAUGAGCCAACUUCCGGAUUGGAUUCAUUCAUGGCUUUGAAUGUGUUACAAGUGCUUAGAAAAUUGGCAGCAAAAGGAAAGACAAUCAUCAUAACAAUCCAUCAACCGUCAUCGGAACUUUUUUCCAUGUUUGACAAGAUACUACUCAUUGCUGAAGGACGUACUGCGUUUCUUGGAACUCAACAUCAAGCUACGGAAUUUUUCGAUCAGUUGGGUCUGCCAUGCCCAGUAAAUUAUAACCCAGCAGACUUUUUCGUACAGAUUCUGGCGAUAGCACCAAAUAAAGAACAAGAAUGUCGUACUACAAUUAAGAAAAUUUGUGACUCAUUUGCCGUUAGUUCAAUAGCUGAGGAAAUUAAUAAUGUUGCAUCCAAAUUAGCUACAGAUGAAGAAGUUGCAACUCGACGAUUGUCAAAUCGAAAGAUACAACGUUUUAGAGCUUCGUGGUUGACACAAUUUCAUGCAAUUACAUGGCGCGCAUGGCUGAGUGUAUUAAAAGAGCCAAUGCUUGUAAAAGUUCGAUUAAGUCAGACGAUUAUGGUGUCAUUGUUGAUCGGCGUUAUCUUUUAUGGACAAAUUUUGGAUCAAGACGGAGUGAUGAAUAUUAAUGGAGCCCUAUUUCUUUUCUUGACAAACAUGACUUUUCAAAACGUCUUUUCGGUUAUCAAUGUAUUUGCAGCUGAACAGCCUAUAUUUAUACGAGAAUCACGUGCGCGUCUUUAUCAAGCAAGUUCCUACUUCAUGGGAAAAACACUUGCGGAGCUGCCACUGUUCUUGUUAAUUCCGAUUUUAUUUACUGCUAUAUCGUACCCAAUGAUAGGAUUAAGAGGAGGAUGGCCUUACUUUAUGAUUGCUAUUGGAAUUGUUUGUUUGAUUGCAAACGUCUCAACCUCGUUUGGAUAUUUAAUAUCAUGCGCAAGUUCAUCAAUCUCGAUGGCACUGUCUAUUGCUCCACCAGUAAUAAUCCCAUUCCUAAUUUUUGGAGGAUUUUUCUUAAACGCAGCUUCAGUGCCUGAUUAUUUCAAAUGGUUAUCAUACUUUUCAUGGUUUAGAUAUGGAAAUGAAGCACUUAUGAUUAAUCAGUGGGACGGAAUUGAUGACAUUAUGUGUACACGUAACAUUACUUGUCCGACAUCUGGAGAAAUUAUUUUGGAAACAUUUAACUUUACGGCAAGCAACUUUUGGUGGGACAUUUUGGCAUUAGUAGGCUUAAUUGUAAUACUUCGUGUUGGUGCCUAUCUAUUCCUCUUGUCAAAAUCACGUAGCAAAGAGUAAAAACGAGACAAUCAGGCGUCUACAGUCAUCAUCAUCCAUACAAUUAAAUUCGUAAAGACAUAAAAGUCAUCAUGCAUACAUACCAAUUCAUUGAUGCCUUUUUCUCUCUCUAUCUCUCUCAUUAUUAAUUUCUUUUCUUUCUUUAAUUCACUCUUUAUACCAUUCCGUGUUUAAGACUUAAGUGUUACAUUAUACUCAUGAAUAUUAAGCAUGCAGAAAUGCCGAAUAACCGAAUAUCGAGCCACACUGUCUAGUAUUUUAUUAUAUCUUUCAUUAAUCUUUAAACAAUUGUUAAUCACUCUCUUCACAUGGCCUAUACACAUUGCUCUUUAAUUUCUUCUCAUGGAUUUAAAUUUAAAGAAGAAAUGGACAAGAAAAUAAGAAGAAGAAGGAAUGACAACAAGAAAACUGGAAAGACGAAAAUAUUGCAUAAUACUUUAUCAUAGGCUCGGUUAAUGAGAAACAAAAAGUGAAAAUAUUAGUUCAGUAACCUACUUUAUUUACUUCUGACUUUGACAUAAGAGGGACUUGUUAAAAAAUAUUAAUAUUGAUAACAGACAUCACUUCUUAUUGGACAAUUUUGUAAUCCUCUUGUUUCUGAAUUUCCCAAGGUAUGUCAACUUUAUUGACUGACUUUAGCUCUCUCAGAUGUUUAAUUUUUGCGUUUUGAAUUUUGAGGCUCCUUCCUAAAAUGUUUCAUAUUCAACCCUCGAUAAAACGCGAACUAAACUGUUAAACGAUCUAUUAUUAGGUUGGUAUGGAACUUAAAAAUGUUGAAUUUCCUUAGAUUAAUCAGAAGAUAAAUUUAAAUUUUCUUUACUCAAUGUUUUUAUUGUCUCUAAAAUAUUGUAAAUCAAAAAUAUUUUGUCAUAAUUAUGUCGCAUCAUAUAAUAAAUAGCGAAUAAGCA
Chironomus riparius is the source of this 3126-nucleotide messenger RNA. The record is from the annotation of a GenBank genome assembly. Lineage: Eukaryota; Metazoa; Arthropoda; Insecta; Diptera; Chironomidae.